Molecule: messenger RNA, 1536 nt
Organism: Anisakis simplex (herring worm)
Lineage: Eukaryota; Metazoa; Nematoda; Chromadorea; Rhabditida; Anisakidae
Source: the annotation of a GenBank genome assembly
CGCACCGUUCAGGGUUAUCGCUUCAUGAUACCGGGUCGACGAGCGGCCGCAGUGAGUGCAUCGGGCUUGCAUCGACAAGGCGCUGUGCGACGUUGGGGUACAGUGGCACCACAGCGCGAUAUUCUGGAAAGACUCAUCGACGGCGGAACGGUAUCGAACGCUACUCCGAAUUUCCUUGACGGCCUUUUGGCACGUCAGCAAUUCCAUGUUAUUGUAAGUGAUUUUCUGAUUUACGAUGGAUUAGAAGUGAAUGGUAGUAAAAUUAUUGAUGGUAUUAAUUUUGAUACAGAUCAGAUCAGCUAUGAAGAUGCGUUGUAUGAUAACGCAAACGACAAUGUCAAUGGGGGUACAUCAAUGGGUGUCGAUGAUCGUCGAAAUACGCCAGUGCCGUUGCCGUUAGAACGUUUCACAGAGGCUGCGCUAUUAAUCGAUGCGCACUCGCAUUUCUAUGUGUGGUUGAUACUCGCACAACAAAUCACGGCACAUCUCGACGAGAUUGAAGCGGUACAAGAGAAGAAAGCAAGCGAAGAGGCGAAAAACGCUGAAUCGAACAAUAGACAAACGACGAGUGAUGAGACGAAUGAAGUGCCGAAUAGUAAUGCUUCUGAAGAGAGGGAGUCGAGCGAUCGGCCAGCUGCUGAUGAAAUUCGUGUUUUGGAUCCGGACGAGGAUGUGUCGAUAUCGCGUGUUCUGUUGAGAGAGAUGGAUACGAUACGAGCAGAGAAUGAUAGUGGAGGUGUUGAACCGAUGGAUACUUCAGAAGGAUUACCGAACGAGAACACGGAAAGUAGCUCACUGCCAGCGCAACAAGAGCAACAUCAGCAGCAAGAAGGAGAGGCGGUAGACACGGAACAUGAGCGACGAACACAACAAGAAACUAGUAGCAACACAAGUGGCAUGGUUGUAGACACGACUGGUGAUGUGCCACUCGCGGAAAACAUUUCUGAACAACAAGAACAACAAUCAUGUUCAAAAUUGGAAAUGUGUGACUAUAACGACAAUGGCCUACGAGCGAAUAGUUCUGGCCANGAGCAGCAGCAGCAACAACAACAACAGCAUGGAGAUGAAUCACGAGCUGAGUUGUCGACUCCGAUUGAUGACUAUCGUGAUAUUCUUGGAGAUAUCGAGAUACCGGAAGGUGUGGAUCCGGCCUUCUUGGCUGCACUUCCAGAGGAUAUUCGUGCGGAAGUGAUUCGAGACCACGAACGUCAACAACGCGCACAACGACUGGUGGCACAACAAGCAAGUGCUGCAGCGAGGAAUGAGAGCGGAGACGGGAGUGGAGCAGAAAGACGAGAGCUCGAAACAGAGGCUGCUGCUGGAGCAGCUCAUACGGAAAGCGGUGGAGGGGCCACGUCGAUGAGAGGUGCUGCGGAGGAAAUCGAGCAGCUGGAUCAAGACUUCUUGAAUGCGUUACCGCCCGAACUGCAGGAGGAAAUACUGGCACAGCAUGAACGAUCCGUGCGACUCGCAAAUGAGCGUGCCGCCGCCCAGAGUGCAGUAGCUGAACCGUCAUCGGGUGCCGCAGGUGCUUGA